Rattus rattus (black rat) is the source of this 3881-nucleotide messenger RNA. It is a transcript of the gene Gdap1, whose product is annotated as ganglioside induced differentiation associated protein 1. Gene Ontology annotation, cellular component: mitochondrial outer membrane. The record is from RefSeq and is a predicted model, not a curated record. NCBI's taxonomy places the organism in Eukaryota, Metazoa, Chordata, Mammalia, Rodentia, Muridae. The transcript has 6 exons. The coding region runs from base 104 to 1180 and encodes 358 amino acids. Gene Ontology annotation, biological process: mitochondrial fission; mitochondrial fusion.
CGUCCUUUACGCAACAGGGGGCCCUGCGAAACCAAAGGACGGCUCUAAGCCUCUGCAGCAAGCAGGCCCACCGACAAGGCUGGCUGAGUCCCUGCAUCCCGCAAUGGCUCGGAAGCAAGACGAGGCGCGGUCCGGCGUGCCCCUGAGGGCGCAAGGCCCGCCGGCCGCAGAGGUCCGCCUCAUUCUGUACCACUGGACGCACUCCUUCAGCUCUCAAAAGGUGCGCUUGGUAAUUGCUGAAAAGGCAUUGAAGUGUGAGGAACAUGAUGUAAGUCUGCCCCUGAGUGAGCACAAUGAGCCUUGGUUUAUGCGUUUGAACUCAACUGGAGAAGUGCCUGUCCUUAUCCACGGGGAAAACAUAAUUUGUGAGGCCACCCAGAUCAUUGAUUAUCUUGAGCAGACUUUCCUGGAUGAAAGAACACCCAGGUUAAUGCCUGAUGAAGGAAGCAUGUAUUACCCACGGGUGCAGCAUUACCGAGAGCUUCUUGACUCCUUGCCGAUGGAUGCUUACACACAUGGCUGCAUUUUGCAUCCUGAGCUCACUGUGGAUUCCAUGAUCCCAGCUUAUGCAACCACAAGGAUUCGCAGCCAGAUUGGUAACACAGAGUCUGAACUGAAGAAACUUGCUGAAGAAAACCCUGACUUACAAGAGGCUUACAUUGCCAAGCAGAAGCGACUUAAGUCAAAGCUGCUUGAUCACGACAAUGUCAAAUACUUGAAGAAAAUUCUUGAUGAGUUGGAGAAGGUCUUAGAUCAGGUGGAAACUGAGUUACAAAGAAGAAAUGAAGAAACUCCAGAUGAGGGCAGCCAGCCUUGGCUCUGUGGAGAAUCCUUUACACUGGCAGAUGUCUCAUUGGCUGUCACAUUGCAUCGGCUGAAGUUCCUGGGGUUUGCAAGGAGAAACUGGGGACAUGGAAAGAGACCAAACUUGGAAAGCUAUUAUGAGCGUGUCUUGAAGAGAAAAACAUUUAACAAGGUUUUAGGACAUGUCAACAAUAUAUUAAUCUCUGCGGUGCUGCCCACAGCAUUCCGGGUGGCCAAGAAAAGGGCCCCGAAAGUUCUCGGUAGCACCGUUGUGGUUGGUUUGCUUGUAGGAAUGGGAUAUUUUGCAUUUAUGCUUUUCAGAAGGAGACUUGGCAACAUGAUAUUAUCACUCAGACCCAGACCAAAUUAUUUCUAGGUUUGUUGGGUUCUGUGGUAGCAGCACAUCUAACCACUCCACUAGACCCUUAUCCACUCUUCCAGACCCAUUGAAGACUUGUUCUUGGCAACUAGUAGAAAACAUAUUUUAUAGUAUUCAUUGGGGGUUCAUGUGGGGAAAGGAUCUAAUGAUAUGUUUUUUUCCUUCCUUCCUUCCUUCCUUCUUUCCUUCCUUCCUUCCUUCCUUUCUUUCUUUCUUAGACAACACGACUUACUUCUAAUUUAUCCCUUAAAGAUCAAUGUAACUUCUGACAGAUAGGUAAGGGAUCUUUAUGGAGAUUAUAAAUUCAUAUCCUCAGUUAUUUCUUGAGAGGUUGUAAUUAGGAGCAGACAGUAAUAAUAACCCAUGACUGCUUAUAGUGCUUCACCUGAGAGUGACUGCAAUUCUGGGUGUUGAACAGUUGCAGGAUCCUCUUCUGGGACUCUGAAGUCAUCUUUGUUAUGCUAGACAGGAUUCAGAUAACAACAGGACAUUGUACUGUUUCAUCUUCCACUAGCAGCUUAGGCAUACGUAAAGGAGAAAAAUGGGAAAGGGGAGAAAGAAAACAAGAGAAUGAAAUACAUCUAGAACAAAGCAGUAGAUGGUAACUUCCAGUGGCUUCCACUGCUGCCCAUGGUUGCCUCUCUCCUUGGGAAACUUCACAUCUACCUACUUGUGGUUAUGUCCCCUCCUUAACUGAAAACUGUUAAGAGGGAACAGAGGGCUGGGAAGUUUGUGGGGAUAGUAUACCAGAGAGAAACCUACAUACUGCAUAGAAAACACUUCAGUUGACCCUAAUUAUGAAUUAUACUUGUUGAUUUAAUAAGAUUAAGCUAUUAUACACUUGACCAUGAGAUGCCCAUUGAAACAUAUAUUUCUGGCAAUUAUAUGAAUGUCUAAAGGAAGUCUUCAUGGUGCCUUCUAAAGAUAGGGCAGUCUUCAUGGCUCCCAUGACCAUGAGAGAUAUUUUCCUGUGGACAACAGUGCUCAGUCCUGGGAGCCUUGGCCUCUAUAGCCCUCUUUAUACAUAUAAGUAAUAUGCAGAUGAAUGUCUAAGGUAAACAUCAUGGCUUAUGGCUCGUAAUGGAUCAUUCAAUGAGAGUCAAAUGUGCUCAUUUUAUUUGAAGAGAGUAGCACAUUCAUGCACAAACCGUUGGCUAGGCUUUGUAUUUGUUUAUGACUAUCGACAAAGCUUUACAUUGAAAGAAAAAGGAAAAGCUAGUACUAGAUAUUGACAGUUAAUUUGGGAGAGAUAAAAUAUCUAGCUAGUGAUGUCCACCCAUACUCAUCCAUGUGUGUUUAAGAAUUUGCGGGAUAUCUCAGUCCAUGUGGAAGAGACAGUUCUCAGAUGACCUAGAGCUCAGGAAAAACCUCAUAUUGAAGCAGGGAGGCAGUCUUCCUGGAGCUCGCUAUCAAAGUCUUAGGAGAAGCUUCGUGAAUCUGAUGAGGAGCUCAUCCUAAGAACAUGAGUAAAGGGAAAGUCUGCUUGGAUGGCUUCAAGUGAACUAUGCACAUAGCUAAAGAAUGUACUGAUGUUUUAUUAAUAGGAAAAUGUUAUGAGUAGCAAGCAAUGGCUUUCUGAUGGUAGAAACAAUUCUGUAAUCCCAUUUUGAUUCUAUUAUCCAUUUCAUAAGCUAGAUGUACUAAAAAUGUAUGAGCAGAAUGUGCCCUGUGUGUAAAAACAAAACAACAAAACAAAAACCCUAGGAACACUCCAAAAUGAACUCAGAUUAAUGAAGAUGAAAUGUGCACAGCUCUCAUGCCUCUGCCUGUCUGUAUCAUUGCUAGGACAUUGUUAUCAUUGUAUUUAUACAUGUAUUUAUACAACAGCCCUAAAAUUAACUGACUAAUAAUUCAGAAAUUCUUACAAUGUUCUGAUAGAAAUAAAAAGUCAGGUCAAAGAAGUAACAAUAAGAAUUAAAAAAAAAAUCUACAAAGGGUAUUUAUUUACCUAUGAAAGGAUUGUUAAAGAGUGACUUUUCUUUCUGUAUAUGUUAUUAUGGAAUCAGGAAAUCACUGGGAAAUUAUAAUUCUCAUAUGUAAUUUAUUUGGAGGUAGAUGUGUGGCAAUGUUAAAGGCGAAGCAUCUGAGCUUCUUCAAUGUUUUCUAGGUAGGUAUUCUUGACAUUAGUGCUUUAAAAAUAUUUGUCUAGUGAUAGCACCAUAACCACUAGAUGUCGUUGUUCACCCAGUAGUCUAAGACUGUUCUAUUAGGUUCAGCAAAUGUGAAUGAUUUCAAGUGGGCAUCUUUGUCAAGGUUAGUCAUCUUUGAAAAAGCUUGCGGCAAAUCUAGUAUGGAUUUUUUAUGCUUUGUGAGUGAUGACAGCACUGUAUGAUAUCAAACUAAGGAGGUGCACAGCCACUGUUAGCCAAAGAGGCACUUUAAUGCAUCUUUUUCUUCAGGAUUUUUGACAACUGACCAAUGUGUUUCUCAUAUGAAAAAAAUAGUAUAAAUUCCACCACUAGAGAAUGCUCAAGUCAUUAAAAGGUUAUGUUGUCUAUUUCUUUCUUAACACACAUGCACACUAUUUUAUUGAUACUACCAUUAUAUGCCUUUUAAUUCUCAAAAUUGAUGAGCUGCUUACUCAAGUUUUCGUGAUUACUGCUAUUGAUAUCAAAGUUGUAAUGGUAUUGUUAACUGUCAUAGGAAAUUAUUGAUAUUAUUCUAUCUGUAAGAUCAAUAAAAUUAAUUUGAAAAUAAA